Molecule: messenger RNA, 2063 nt
Organism: Caenorhabditis elegans
Lineage: Eukaryota; Metazoa; Nematoda; Chromadorea; Rhabditida; Rhabditidae
Gene: T09B9.4
Exons: 7
Coding region: 16-1602 (528 amino acids)
Source: RefSeq, marked reviewed
GUCAAAAACCUCAUAAUGGAGCACCCAAAGCGUCCAACACCCAAAAACGAGGCUCUGCACAUUGAUGCAUCAGGAAGAGGUGAAUCAUCAUUUUCUGUUCACCGAAGCCACUCCGGCGGUCACGAACCGUUUGCUCCUAGCCCAGGAUCGUCAAUUGGUGCCAGCGUAUCCAUGUUCUCCUCCCGCAAUUCCGAGGCCGAGGUUGGCGACGCUGAGGAUCUAGACGGAGUUCGCACAAUUAUGAUGAACAUUGGUGUUCCCGAUUUGCUUGCCGACAGGGAAAUUCAAAUGAGAUACCCCGAGUUCUACCAGUUUUUGCUUGCUGAACAGCCAACGUGGUUCGAACCAGCACCGUCUAAUGGAACUGUCUACCGUGUUCAUCAUACGACACCGCUGCCUGAUAAUCACAAGAAACUGCGCAAAGAAUUGCCAUUUGAAAUGCUUGAUCUCAUGUAUCGCUUUUUCCGUCAAAAGCACGUCAACUCUCAGCGAAAACGCGAGAACAAGGAGCUCCUGGAAGCAAACAAGCAGCUCCGCAUUGCUGCUGUCCAGAUGUUCACCAAAGCCGAGCAAGAGGAAGAAUAUAUCUCCAACUCUUUGCUCAAAAAGAUCCAGCAAUUGAACCAAGACAAGGAUUAUCUUGUCAAGAAGUACCAAAAAGAUGAGGAGUCUCUCACCAAAUCUCUCAUGGCAAAUGUCGCCAAGAUACCCGAUGUUCAUGGAGAUGAAGCUGCUGCCGAGAAGCUUAUGGCUGACAAACAAGCAGAGAUAGAGCGUCUUCGCACGUACUGUAGCCGCGCUGAAAAAAGCUAUCAGGAGGAAUUGAUGCGCCUCCGUGCUGAAAAAGUUGAUCAUGAAUCAGCUUUGGAGCAGGAGCAAGAGUUGCUCAUCAAUACACUGGGAAAGAGAAUGAGCCAGAUGAACGAGGAGAAGCGGAAGUUGCAACAAGCAUUGGAAAUGGCCUACUUGAACGGUUUUGUCGAUUUCGACGACACUGUCGAAGUGGCACUUCAUGCAUCUGCCUCCCAGAAGUAUAAUGGUAACUCGCCUAAUGUCAGCGCCAAUUCUCCAGUGGUCAACACCAACUCGCCCGCAGUCAGCACCAGCUCGCCACUUGUUAGAAACACUGACCAACAGUCCACUUCUUCUUAUCGUCAGCAACUCAACGAAACUGCCCAUUUGCACAUUGAAAACAAAAAGCUUGUUGGAAUGUGCAAUCAGGAGAGACGUCGAUCGCAAGCUACAGAGGCUGAAGUCAAAAAAUUGAAUCAACGCAUGUCGAAGAUGGAGGCUGUUUUGGAAGCUAUUCGUAUCGAAGCCGUUCGCACUGAUGGACCUCUUGCUUGGCGACUUGCUGCAUUGAGCCAUGACAACAGCAUAGAUGAGCCUCCUCAUCGAAUGCUUGCCGAGAGAAGAGCACAUGGAUCCUCUCCUCCGACCGUCGUUGUUCAGCCUAGCACAAGCCGUGCAGGAUCGAACUCAACUGCUAACAUCAACAACGAUACGCAUCCGCACGCUCAGGUUGCACCGAUCCUGGCAACUGUGCACCCAACUCAGAGAGCCACUCCGGCUAGAAAUGAGAGACCAGAUUCUCAUUACUAGACCAUAUCCCCCGAUGACAAAAAAAAACACUUCCCAUGCACAUUUACUCGAAUACAUCAUCCGACGAUUUGUUUUAUAGAACCCAAUGCUUAGCUAGCCUUGUUCCCAAUGAAUUAAUCACUUUGUCCCAAUAAUCAUUAGGUAUACACAUUUACAUGUGUCUUUCCCUCAAAUAUGUUAAAUCACAUCCAGCAUCCCUCCACCGGUCUUUUGUUCUUUUAAAUGCUCCUGUUCAUUAUACCAAGUAGACUCAUGCUUAACCGCUUGAUGCAUAAUGUUGCGGAAUAUUGAACAUACACCCAUCCCACCGCGUCUUCCCGUCCCGUUUUAUAUUUUCAUUCGGUUUUAUGGCUCCCACAUUUAUUCUUGAAAGCUUUGAAACGUUGAUUUGAUUUUUCAUUGGGCUGAUUCGUUUCUCUCAUAUGGAUCUGUUUUAUCGAUUCAUAAAGUAAUUUUCCUUG